CCAUAGUUGUUUACAAAGCUUCAAAAUGGCGUCUUGACGGGCACCUGCCAAAUCACUAUUUAGCUAAUGUGAGUUAAGGUGGCGAUACUGUAACCUUCUCAUUGAUUUACCGUUGUAUUAAAGCCAGUAUUGGUAUCGACAACGUAUUCAUACAGAUACAGAUUUAAGACAUAGAUGGGUGUAAAAUAGACAUAAGUCCUGCUGGUCAGGAACUUGGUAAAAUGGCAACAAAAGAAAAGAUCAAGAAAAAAGCACCACCUGCUCCUGAAGCAGUAGAAAGACCCAGUAGUGCACACAGUCAAAUCAGUGUUAAAUCUGCCGAAGUUACAAAUAUUACAGACAAUACACAGAAAGAAAAGUUCAUACAAGAUGAAACUGCCCAUGAAAAAGAAGCAGGAGGAAAUAAAAGUAACACAACACCAAACCCUUCUGCUAAAAAUAAUGAACCAGUUAAGAAGAAAAAGGCAGACACUGAUGAUAAAAAGAAAAAGAAAACAGAAGAUGGACCAGAAAAGAAAAAGAAAACUGAAGAUGAAAAGAAGAAAAAAGGAAAGAAAACAGCUGUUGAACCUUCACCUUCUGCUGGACCAACACCAUCUCAGUCUGCAACUUAUCCAAGGGACCCAACUGGCAGUGCUGUAUCACUGAGGUCUAAUGCUUCAACAGUUAAAGAGGCUUGGACAGACAACAGUGCAAGUGGAUCACAAGCAGACUUAAAUCCAGUAGUUACUAGUCCUUCUUCAAGUGUGAUAAGUGUUAGAGAAGCAGCAAGAGAAAACAGAAAAUAUAAUGCUAACAUGAAGGGUCCAGAGACUGCAUCACAGAAAACAGAGGAGGAGGAAAUAUCUGAUCAUGCUUACAUACCAUAUAAAUAUGCUCGUAAUUGUAUAGCCAAAAUAAUGGAGGACAUGAAAAAUAUGAAAGUAACUCAUGUCCGCAUUGUCAGUGAAAUACAAGGAGAAUAUAAACAAAUAGAAGAUGAAACUCAGUCCCAGUUUAAUACCUAUGUUUUCUUCCUGAGAGACCAGUACUCCAACAAAGUCAAAACAUUUAAACAGGUUAUAGAUGUACACAGAAUGGACCUGCAAAAUAAAGAACAAUACUGGAACGAAAUGUUACAGAGUUUGGCUGAGAGAAAUAACAAAUUACUUAAAGACAAGAAGGUUUUGUUGAUUCAGAACAAAGUAGAAAUAGAGAGACUAGAAAGAGAAAAGGUAGAAAUAACAACAGAGCUAACCCAAAAGUUAGAUACAGUUACAGCAUCAUUAGCAGUAGCCUCAGCUGCAGAGAGUAAAGCAUCUACAUAUGAGAAAGAAGUUCAGGAACUUAAGGAGGAAAGUGAGAAGAAAAACGAAGAGAUUAAGAAACUUAAAGAUCGUCCUGUAUCUGCUGGUGACCAUGGAGAUGAGGGAGAAAUCAAACAAUUGCAAAUGGCACUUGCCAUUAAAGAAGAAGAACUUAGGGUUGCUCUUGCUGGAGGUGCUGUUGUUAUGGCAACGAAGGAAGAGGAACCAAAAGUGCAGUCAAGUAAACCAAUCAUAGCUGCAGCUGUUGUUAGCACUGAAGAUAAAGAUAAAAUGUCAAAGGAAAGAGGUCAGAUUACUGAUGAGAGAGACAAAAUGAUGGAUGAAAGAAGAGAAAUAGACGAUGAAAGGAUAAGUUUUCAAGAUGACAGGAAGAAGUGGUUGGAUGAGAUCAACAGACUGACUAUUGAAUUAACAGCACAGAAUAAGAACACAGCAGAAUUAGAAGUCAAAAAUGACAGUUUGAAACAUCAGUUACAAGACAUGGCAACAUUACAGGCCAAGUACCAUGCUUUAGAGAGUCAAUAUGAGGCAUUGUCUGUGAUAGUGAAAGGCUCGGACUCUGCCAAGGAGGCUGCAGAGGAAAACAUCUCUAAAACAAAAUCAGAUAAAGAUAUGAUGGAACAGGAACAGAAAAAUAAAGAGGAAGAGAUUAAAAAAUGGGAAGAAAAGUUUAAAAAGAAACACAAGAGAGACCCAACAGAUGAAGAUAAGUCUGAUUCUGUGAAAGAAAUGUACAUCCAGAAGGAAGAAUUGGGUACCAUGGUAACCUCAUUAGACCAGAAACUAGUUACUUAUGAGAAGGUUCAGAAAGGAGAAGUUCCUGAUCCACCAGAGGUUGCUCCUGUUCCCAUGGUAAUCAUAGAACCUGAGGUUAAAACUGUUGAGGUAACAGUUCCUGAUCCUUUAAUCCUUGAAGAACUUCAGAAAGCUCAAGCAGAAAUUGCUAGACUUAGAGAUCAGAUUUCAGGUUUACAAGAAGAGAAUACAAACCAUGCAAACACAAUCAGUCAACAGAAUGAAGAACUCUCUAAUCUUAGAGAUAGAAUAAGUCAGUUGGAGGCAGAGGUUGCUGCUCUGAAGGCAGGUGCUGCCACAGUUGUAACAUCAGCUGUCAGUAAUGAGGAAGUUGAAAAGUUAACUCAAGAAAACAGAGAACUGAAGAAAGAUAUGAAGAAGAUGUUGAAAAGGAUGGAAAAACAAAAAGACACUGGAAAAACUCCAACUGGAGAUCCAGAUGAGCGAAUGCAGAACUUGGAAGGUAAAGUGUUAGACCUAGAAGACAAGGUUAUAGACCUGGAAUCAGAUAACAAAGGCUUGAUGGAUGAUAAAAAUAAACUAGCCAUGGAAAAGGAUGGUCUUUUGGAACAAAUAUCUGCUCUGACAGUGGCAGCAUCCUCUGGUACUACAACAGCCACACCUGUUAUGGCAGUAGCAGCGGUAGCAGGAUCCAAACAAGAUCAAGCUGAUGGAUGCAAUUUACCUGAGCAUGCAGACUUGAUAAUACAGUUGGAAAUAAAGAGUAAAGAACUAAUAGAAAAAGACAGAGAGAUAUCUGAGAAAGAUAGACAGAUUGAAGAAAAAGAUAAGUUAAUUGAAGAAAAAAUGAAGGAAAUUGAGAAGUUGAGAGGUCAGUGUAAAGAAAUGAGGUCUGACAUGAUGAAGAUGGCUAAGUCACAUCAGAAACUUCAGACCAAACUGAAAGAUUUAGACCAGUUAGAAAAGACCAAGAAACUUUUACAGGCCAUGUCGUUCUAUAUACAAGAAAUUCAUCGUGAACAACCUCCAGCUGGUGAAGCAGUCAAGAAUCGUCUGAGCACAGUAACACCUGGUGUGGUUGCCAUAAAAACAGCUGACGAAAAAAAUCAGAAAGCAUACGAUGCUUGGGCUGAAAAGUUCAAGAAAAAGAAUGGAAAAGAUCCUGGAUCCAAAGACAGGGAUGCAGAAGGAGAGAAACUUUUCCGUGCAUUGGAAGUCAGUAAGAAAGAACACGAAGACAUUCAGAUAAAGAUUGAGGCUCUGACAAUCAUGCAAACAGGAGACUACAAAGCUCCAAUCCAAAGGGAGAAGACCGUUAUUGAAGAGGAAACUCCAGUUAAACAGAUGGAACAACAAAUGUCAGAGUUAGACAACAAACUUGAGACUUUGGAAGGUGAAAAUGAUCAGCUGAAAUCAGAAAAGAGUGAUAUGGUGGCAAAAAUGAGAGAGCUAGAAGUACAGUUAGAGGAGGCCAGAAACAAAGCAGAACUACAAGCUACUCUUGCUACAGGAGAUAUGAAUACAGAGGAAUUAUCUAACCAGAUUACAUCCCUUCAGAAGGAAGUUUCUUUGUCAGAAGCAGCAUUACGUCAAGAAAAAAUGGCUCACAACAACACAAAAGAUGAGUUAGAAAAUCUACGCAAUCAAAUGUCUGUUGUGAAAGAAGAAGUUGAUAAUGAGAAAUCAGAACUACAGACUAAACUGGCUAAUGACAAGAAAUUACUGGAUGCAGAGCUUAAAGCCAAAGAUCAGGAAAUAUCAAAACUGACCUCAAGAAAUGAUGAGUUAGAAAAAGCUAGACUUGCUAAUGUUCCACUGGAUACUGCAAAAGAAAUCCAAAAUCUCCAAGCCAAACUGGCUCUCUUAGAGAAAGAUAAAAAUAAAUCAGGGACUGAGACUACAGCUCUUCAAGGACAGAUAUCAGAACUAAAGGUCAAACUAGAGAAUGCAAAUAAAAAUCUAGAAACACAACGAGCUACCGCUAGGGAAACUGAGGCUAAGGUGAAGAAUGCUAAAACAGAGAAGGAUAAAGCUGUGAGAGAGGCUACCUCACAAAUGGAAAAGAAAGAACAACAGAGAAUAAAUGAAGACAAGAAAAGGAUUUCUGCUCUUGAGAGAAAAAUAAAAGAAUUAGAAACAGUGAAACCUGUGGGUAAGGGAGUGGCAGUUACAGCAGUAGGUUCUGACACUGCAUCACAGAACAUGAAGGCACAAGUUGUAAACCUGAAAAGGGAAAACAAUGAGGCCAACACCAGGAUAAAACAUCUAGAGCUUGAACUGAAGAAAGGAGGAGGACGACCUGGAACUGCUGCUGGUGGUGAUGAUAAAAAUCUCCAGAAAAGGCAUGAGAAGAUCCUGAAAGAACUUGAGAAGAAAUUAGAAAUAGAAAAAAACAAAACAGAGAAAUUACAAGAGUCUUUAAAGGGAACUGAAGAGGAUUUGAAAGAUACAAAGAAGGAUAGAGAUAACAAAGCCAAUGAAUUGAGGAAGUUAGAAGCAGAGUUAGGUGCCCUUGGAGUAGCAGCAAAGGAAGGAGUAGAAGCUGCCAGUAAGGUCAAAGGUCUAGAAAAGGAAAACAAGGGAUUAAAUGAAGAAAAUAAAGUUCUGACAGAGAACUAUAAUACAGAAAGGGUUCUGAGGAAGAAAUAUUACAACAUGGUUGAAGACAUGAAAGGAAAGAUCAGAGUAUACUGUAGAGCUAGACCCUUGAGUAAUACAGAGUUAGGCAGAGGUAAUAGAUCUGUACUGAAAUCCCAGGAUGAGUACUCCAUUACCGUGGAGACACAGAGAGGUAUAAAAGACUUUCAGUUUGAUCAAAUUUUCAUGGAAGAUUCAACACAAGAGAAAAUAUUUGAAGACACUAAUAACCUUGUACAAUCUGCCGUUGAUGGUUACAAUGUCUGUAUAUUUGCCUAUGGUCAGACUGGUUCCGGAAAGACAUUUACUAUGAUUGGAGACAAGGACCAAAAAUUUCCAGGAAUUGCACCAAGAGCUUUCAACAGAAUCUUUGAUCUUAUAAAUGAAUUAAAAUCAAAAUCUGACAUCACCGUGACAGCCUACAUGAUGGAGUUGUAUAAUGACAGACUGAUAGAUCUUUUUGCUAAACCUGGACAUUCUAGUGAUGACAAGAUGGACAUCAAAGUAGACAAGAAAGGAUUGGUAUGGGUUAAAGGUGCUGUCAUCAAGGAGGCACAUAAUGCUAAGGAAUUGUUUGCCUUGUUUCAAGAAGGAAGUGUAAACAGACACACUGCAUCUACUAAAAUGAAUGAUGAAAGUUCUAGGUCCCAUUUGAUCAUCAGUCUAGUGUUGGAAACUACUAACAAAAUGACAGGACAGACAGCCAAAGGAAAGCUGAGUUUGGUUGAUUUGGCUGGUAGUGAAAGAGUAGGAAAGACUGGAGCAUCUGCAGACCAGCUUAAAGAAGCCAUGUCUAUUAACAAAUCUCUGUCAGCUCUUGGUGAUGUGAUCUCUGCAUUGAGUAGUGAGCAGCAGUUCAUCCCGUACAGAAACAACAAACUGACCAUGUUAAUGCAGGAUUCUCUUGGUGGCAACGCCAAAACUCUUAUGUUUGUCAACAUUUCACCUGCUGAUUAUAACCAGGAUGAAUCAGUUAUUUCCUUGACGUAUGCUUCUAGAGUUAAGCUUAUUACAAACCAGGCUUCCAAGAAUUCUGAUAAUAAAGAAAUUGCCAGACUCAAGUCUAUAAUUGCCAAGUUGAAGGCUGGAGAAGCUGUGGAUGAUGAAGAUGCAUAGUAAAAAAUUAUGACAAUAAUAUCAAAUAAUGUUAAUGCAAAAAAAAAACUUUCUUUAUUCUGUUUCAUUUACUGUCAGAGAACUCAAACACAUACUGUUAUGAUCUGGAUAUAUUUUAAAUGAAAUCCUAUUUUUAUUU
Messenger RNA from Mytilus californianus (California mussel), 5955 nucleotides. Its product is annotated as putative protein tag-278. Gene Ontology annotation, biological process: microtubule-based movement. NCBI's taxonomy places the organism in Eukaryota, Metazoa, Mollusca, Bivalvia, Mytilida, Mytilidae. Gene Ontology annotation, molecular function: microtubule binding; microtubule motor activity; ATP binding. The record is from RefSeq and is a predicted model, not a curated record. The transcript has 41 exons. Bases 222 to 5816 code for a protein of 1864 amino acids.